GCGUGCCAGACUCAAGUACGAGAGUGCCUACAAGAUUGUGAAUCCUGGCUCCGUCGACCAGUCCUCCUUGCACAAGACGCUGGAGGAUCUCCACAAGAAGGGGCAGGUCUGGCCCCCAGAGUGCGCCCUGAAGCUGGUGAAGCUGCGCGUCAAGCACGCACACGAGGUCGAGGACAUGGUUGACGCCAUCAUGCCACUGGGCCGCGAGGAGGAUGACUACAACGACGCCGUUGAGAAGGCCGAGGGCGAGGAGGAGCCAACCUUCGAUCCGUUGAAGCCGCGCCUGCGUGAUGUUCCUGCUGCUGAGCCUGCUGCCAUGGUGUCGAGGUUCAGAAGCGUGGUCUCCGAGUUCCUCGUGCAGCCGCUGAUCAAGGCAGGGAAGAACAACAAGUUGCUCAUCAGAUCCCUCCACCAUGAUAUCUCCCGAGUUCUCAAGGCCACCGACUGUGCCUUGCCAGGCAUCAGCGCAGAUGACGUUGCCAUCCUGAAGAAGGCAGUCGAUGAGCUGAUUACCAUCCUCAAGCUGCUGGAAGUCCUGGGUACGCCAUCCGUGGAGCACAUGGUCGGGGUGGACCCUACGACGACGAAGAAGUUCUUGGACGGGAGUUUGGCUGAAGCCUGGCUGCCUUCGAAACAAGACCUCGAGGACAGCAAAUUUUGGUCGCCGUUGCUGGUGCAGUUCCUGCGGCACAGGGCGGACGAGUUCGCCAUCGCCCCGAAGAUGGCAGCCUUGCUGGUUGAGCUCAGCACCGACACCAACGACGAGAACAGGUUCAGGGAGAUCGUGGCCGAGCUCAACCGCAUGACGAAGUUGUGCAGGCCGCUGUCUUGCGACAGCGGGUGGCACAAACUGUUUGAUAAUAUGGAGAGGUGGCUCGGCAAGAGCAUCUCCAACGCGAUGCCCGACGACGUCGAGAACAUGAAGGGCAUCGACAACUUCGUCGAGGAGAUCUGCAACGUCACUGCCUUCCCCGAGAACUCUUGGGUUGGGGAUAAGUUGGAUUCCAUGUGCCGCGUGUCCCUUGCGAAGCUGGAGGACAUGAAGAAGAUCGACAGCUCGAAGAGAAUGCUUGAUGCACUGGCCUCCUUCACUGCCAACCCAAACCUCGAGACGACGAACGUGCUGAAGAAAGUGAGCUACCAGAGGCACCUCCUCUUCACCGAUGCGGAGCAGGUGACCGCCGUGCGGGGGGCUUUGCACGCAGGCAACUCGUUUGCGAUGACAACGCUGGGGUCAUAUUCGUCUGCUGGUGGGCGUACUGCGGAGGAGUGGGUGAUGGCGUUGUCUCGGAUCAAAGACAUGAUGAACCUCUUGACGGGGAAGGUGUUUUCGUUCUUGUCCGAACCCGAGCCAGCCGACGAGGAGGCCGAGGUUUUGGGGGGCCUCAUCUUAGACAAGGCGACUCUCGUCACGUGCUUCCUCGAGCUCCAAGCUGAAGGUGAUGAUGCAGAACAGCAGGCGGCAUCCGAUCAGGGCAACGACUCGUGCGAGAACUUGUGGGCUUCUUACAAGUCCGACCGCAGCCAGCUUUGGAAGUCGCAGAUCGUCCUGGGCGCCAGCGAGAGCUGGAGCGACGCAGCCAUCCAGUCUAAGUAUUCCAAGUUCUUCAUGGUGGAGCCGAUGUCUGAGAGCGUAGCCGCGAACAUCCAGACGGCCCUGAGUGAGUACGCCUUGGCAGCACUGGCUUCGGAGGCGCAGGCGCUGAGCAAGGCGGUCGACCAGCGUUGCGGUGGCAUUCGGCGCCUCCUGCGAGGAGGCCUACUCGAUGGUGGCGACUACAGGGGCAACGAUCCCGCAGCGAGAGCGAGGAUGACCUACGAUGAGGUAGCUUCAGCGGCCGAGGAGACGCUGUUCUCUGCGAAGAUGAAGGGCUCGAACAAGAGGCUCUCGCAGACGCGCCAGACGGCGCGAGAGGCAUUGAAACACUACAAGAAGUCUGCGAGCGACCUGCACAUUGACUUCAGCUCGGAUGCGACGUUCGGCCCGCUUGAGAAGGCGGUCGUCGAGGGUGCGAGGGGCAUCGAUUCAAUUCUGGCUGGGCUCAAAAUCAUCCACAACAUUUCGAGGGAUAAGAAAACAAGCCUAGCUCAGCGCCAGAGCCGCGUGGAGGAAGAGCUCAACCGCGCAAGCAACAUGAUCGGAGACGUUCCUGAGAUACAGUUGCACGAGAGUGUGAAAACGAAGGCGCUUGAGUUCAUGAGGGCCUGA
This is a messenger RNA of Prorocentrum cordatum, 2209 nucleotides long. NCBI's taxonomy places the organism in Eukaryota, Dinophyceae, Prorocentrales, Prorocentraceae. The record is from the annotation of a GenBank genome assembly.